AUGGCGACAGAUCCUAGUCGAGCAUCGCAACCGCAAAUUACUUCACUCUUAGAAGUAGGAACGUCAUUGUAUAGUCAAACAAAUCCAACCCCAGUAAACCCCUCAGCAACUACUCACGGUGGUAGGGUUGUGCCAAAUGGCGGACUCCAAAAUAAUUCACCAUCAGAAUCAAUCUCACCUGGAUUAAUUGUUGGAUUAGGAAUAGCAGGAAUUUUAGUGGUCGGCUUAAUAGCAUUUUUCGUAAGAAAGCGAUUAAAAGCAUUAAAUUAUAAUAAACAUAGAAGCUUCUUGAAUGAUGAUUUUAAUGAAAUGUUUAAUGUUGGGUCAACAGAGCAACAUACUGCAAAUUCUAAUGCCAAUAGCGUUCAGAAUGUUGAUCCUAAUAUCAACAGAUCAAAUAGUAGACCAUUAAAUAACAUGACGUCUAGUCCUACUAAUAUGCCGUUAACGAAUAAUAAUAGGGGUGGCGAAAGAGCUCAUAUGACGUCGACGUCGAGAAUGAAUAAUAAUAGAGGUGGCGGAGGUGUUUAUAAUUCUAAUAAUAGCGGGUCAAAUAGACCUUGGCCGAAUAAUCAUAGAGGUGGUGAGGGUGUUCAUAAUUUUAAUAACCGAUCAAAUGAUAUAUCUAUAAUAAACAAUCGAGUUAAUGUCUCCUCACCACUAGCCUCACCUCCUCUAACUUCAAUGAGUAAUGCUUAUGGUAGCAAAGUAUCAGAAGUGACAACACCUUAUCAUCCAGCUAUCUCCGUUGAGCAACCGUCUUUCGGCAGACCACCACCUUUGGGAACACCGUAUGUGCAUGGAGUAUCAUUGCCACCACCGCCUACUUUAUUGCCAGAAAAUAACAUGGGAGGAUAUGGUGCAGAAAUUAGGAGUAAUAAUAUUAAUAUAAUACCUUCAUCUUCACAUCAACAAUAUCAACAGUAUAAUUCAGCUGGCAUUAAUACUCUUCCACCACACAAUUAUUAUAAUGUGAAAAACGAUCCAACAUUUUCAAAAUUUAACAAUGAACAGUUUGUAACAAGUGAUGAAAGUAAAGAACCUUCUAAUGUAAAUAGAAAUAUUACUGUAAACCGUGUUGAAGGUAUACCACGAAGGGAAAAUACCUUAGGUGGAAAAUCUUUUGGAAGUUUUGAUUAUGGCGAUUAUG
Racocetra fulgida is the source of this 1150-nucleotide messenger RNA. The record is from the annotation of a GenBank genome assembly. Lineage: Eukaryota; Fungi; Glomeromycota; Glomeromycetes; Diversisporales; Gigasporaceae.